UUUGAGAGAGAAUUGACAUAAUAAAUUUGCAGUUGUUGGUGAUAAAAGCGAAAAUAUUUUGAUUCAUAGGGCAUUUAAAAAAAGUAAACAUUAAUAAAUUGUUUAAAGUCUACAAUGGUAGACAAAUUUUCCUAUCAACUUGCCGUGCAAAGUUUGGCAAGAGUUCUAGCACGAAUUAAACCAACGCCUUGGGAAAAGGUGCAAACUUUAUUUCGUUAUUGCCCACAAGAAAAUGCCGUUGGUAUUUUUUGUUUGGAUACGAGAGCACAAGAUGCUGUAAUUGCACUUGGCUUGUACUUUUUGGAAAGUGGAUGUCAACAUGAGGAUCGCAUUGUACCGUAUUUGUUACGUUUAGCUAAGUGCUUGCCCAAGGCAGUUUGGGUGGAUGACUCAAAAUGGAGCAAAACCGAUCGCAUACCAUCAGCAGAAAAAUUUAGUUUCUGUUUAAACACACUUCUCUCAGAUAUUGCAACAAAAUGUCCUGACCUACGUGAGGAUAUAAUAUUGAAUCAAGUGGAAACUUUAAGCGCUUUAGCAAACAUAAUAAAAUCCAGUAAAGAAAGUAGCUCUGCGCCACCACCAAUUAUAUUAUGCAAAGCUACGGUACCAUUACUGUUUGGUUUAGCUCGUUCGAUGGGUCGUUAUGCCAGCAAUGAUCCGCCACUACUCUGUCGCAUAUUUCCCAGAGAAGAGAUGCCCGUUAUCAAACAAAACAUACGUGAUGGAGGCAGUUUUAGCUCAAGUGAACGUAUUGCUUGCUUUACACAAUUUCGUCCAAUUAUACCACGUUCUAUGUCCGGUAGUCUUAGUCAAGAUUCAACAGAUUUACGCCUACGGCAAAUACAAAAUAUAGCAGCCAACAAACAACGGCCACAAUUGCUAACUUAUUUCUCUGUGCCCUAUGAUCCACGUACAUAUUUCUUCACCAAAUAUGGUUCCAGUUUUAAUCAAUUUCCAAAUAUGCGCGUUUGCGAUACACCAACAAAAUCAAAGAGCCUAACUAAUGGUAAUAUGGCAAUAUUUCCCAUACAACAUUUGCAGACGAUUUUUGCUGUUGCCAAGAAGUUACUAACCAAAGAGACACUCGAACAUUUGGACGAGCAAGCCAGUGAUAUAUUUGCUUUGCAUCAGAUUAAAGGUUAUUGCUAUAAAAGUUUCUCGGAAACUUUAAAUUUAGUUUUGGUUACUUUGUUGCGUGAGUUACUGCAACAUCAGGUGGAUUUGCCUGCACCCUUUACCAAGGAUGUACAGGAAUUUGUGAAGCGUCUAUUUUUGAAUGGUCAAACGGAGUUGCAGAAUAAGCAGCAAGAUCAGGAAAGAGAGAAACGUGAAGAGAAUGGCAUUCCUGUCGUUAAUAAAUAUAAAGUUAAUGUCAUGGCUAAUGCAGCUUGUGUAGAUCUGCUCGUUUGGGCAAUACGUGAUGAAACUGUUGAUGAGGAGUACACUGUAACUUCGUUGCAAAAUGGUUUACAAUAUUUUUUGAGUAAAGAAGCAGACAAGUUAUGCGGACGCCUAUCACAGAAACUCAAUUCGAUUUUGAGUCACAAAAUCGUUAUGGAUCAUAUGCCAUUGCUAAUGGUCUGCUUAGAGGGUUUGGGCAAACUGGCACAGAAGUUUCCGAAUAUUGCUGGUACAUCAAUUUCUUAUUUGCGUGACUUUUUGGUAGAUCCAAGUCCAAUACUUGGGAAACUACAUGCACAUUCUCAGCACACACUUGCACUACAAAAGAAAGAAAAAGAGAUUACACCAUUUAAAAUUGUUGUACAAAACAGUGAGUCACGUUCAACUGUUGACAUAUUUGGUGAUCAUCAAAAGAAUAUGGUUCCGCGUUCAGGACAAGCAGCUUUCGAAGCUUUGCGAGAUGCUGCAAUUGAAAAUUUGAGCAUAGCCUUACGUUCAGCGCAUACCUUAGAUCAAUUUUGUGUACCAGCACUCGUAGCUAAUGUAUCUAAUCGUUUAUUCACAGCAGAAAAACAUGAAUCUGAAUCUACAUUGGUUAGUUUGAAUAUAAUUGUCAUGCUUGGACAUGUGGCCGUGGCAUUGAAAGACACUUCCAAAACCACACAGAAUAUUUUACAAUUCUUCAUACAGCGAUUCUGCAAAGUGCCAUCGGAACAGAAUGCUUUAAUUGUUGAUCAACUUGGCUGCAUGAUUAUAUCUCAGUGUGAACCACAUGUCUUUGAGGAAAUAAUGAAAAUGUUUUCACGUGUCACAGUGCAAUCAGCUUCGCUUGCUUAUACAUCAGAUCCUGAACAUCGAAAACAAUUUCAUCAUGUAUCUGAUGCUGUAGUUAAUGCUUUGGGGAAUAUUGCUGCUAAUAUACAGGGUGAUGCUGAAAUGUUGGAAUUACUAGGCAAACUGCUUGAACUCUUUGUACAAAUCGGCCUAGAGGGCGAGCGCUCCUAUGAUAACACACCUGGUGCGCAGAAGGCAAGCUCAAGUGCUGGAAAUCUUGGUAUGCUUAUACCAGUGAUUGCUGUACUUGUGCGUCGUCUUCCGCCAAUCAAAAAUCCUCGUAUGCGAUUGCAUAAAUUAUUUAAAGAUUUUUGGGUUUACUGUGUUGUUAUGGGAUUCUGGGAUGCUCGUCUCUGGCCAGCCGAUUGGUACCAUGGAGUGCAGCAAAUAGCAGCAAAGUCACCAUUAUUAAUUUCACAAACGGCACACAAAUCAGAUAUGCGUGAAUUAAAUUAUACUUCAGCAAUUAAAAGCGAUUCUGUUAGCUUAAAUGAGUUACGUACCCAAAUUCUUCUAUUAUUGGAACAUCCCACAGCUGAUGUUACUGCGGCAAUAAACAAACUUACAUUUGCGCAAUGCACUUAUCUUUUGAGUGUUUAUUGGUUGGAGACGUUGCGUGUGGAAAACUCUGAAGAACCAAGUUUGGAACCGAUUUUAAGUUACCUUUGUGAUACUGCUUUGCAAAAAGAUAAAUCAGGCAUCUGGCAAUGUGUUAAAUGUGUUGCUGAUCAAGUUUUUGAAAAGUUUCGCAAUGUUCUAUUUGCGCACGAUGAGAUACGCGAAAAAGUGCUGGAAUCACAAGCUACAUUACUACUAGUAUACUUCAAUCACAUACAUAAGCAAAUACAACUUGUUGCUGAUCAGUAUCUAUCCCAAUUGGUAGAUAAAUUCCCACAUUUGCUUUGGAAUCGACGUGUACUUUGGUGCAUGUUGGAUAUAUUGCAAUUGCUUGCAUUUUCCCUAACACUCGAUCCAAAUGAGGAGACACCAACUUUACGUGUUAUUUCUACACCAUAUACGCUGCAUUUGAUGGAUUCAUUACCCGCACGUGAAAGUCGUUUAAAGGAUUUUGCUGAUAGAUGUCAGGGCAUAGUAAAUGAGGCAAUGAAGUGGGCUCCACGGUCCACACGUUCACAUUUACAAGAGUAUCCCAAUCAAAUACCUACACCAGUACUUGCACGUCAUAGUGGUUUGGCAUUGGCUUUUGACUCCGUAGUAAACAGUAGCACUUUGUAUCCGAACGCCUUGCCGUCGAUCAGCAAAAGACCAAAUUGUGUUAAUAGUGACACGCCACGUUUUGUAUCUGUACUCUGUUUACGUAGCAAAUAUGCUGGAGAAAUAUCCGGAUUACUUUCGGUACUAAACGAUGAAGAUAAAGCGGGACUUGCCGACCGUUUAGUAAAGGACGUCUGGGAUGCUUGUGCUGACAAAUGUGACGCUAAGCAUCGUGGGGCAUUAUGGCGUGCAACCGCUUAUCUCAUAAUCUGUUGUGAAAUAAAUCGCAAGCUAUUACACGCAGUUGCAACAUCACAAGUCGAAUUAUUCACUGAAUAUGCUAUGGAAACAGCUGUUGAGUGUUGGCAAUGGGUGCUCACAGCACGUCAAGAUCUUGAGUUAUGCUUUAUACAAGAAAUGGUCUGUGCUUGGCAAACAACUUUUGAAAAGAAAAUGGGUUUAUUUUCGGAUGAAGUGGAGAUCACAAAUCCACUAGCUGCUUAUGAAGGUUGCAAGCUAAUAAGCGCACCAAUUCUUAUAACUCCACACGUAAUUUGGCUGCAAUUAAUUUCGGAAAUGGUCGAUACAGCAAAAUAUUGUAAUCGUGAUAAAGUCGAAAUGUUUUGCUUGUUGCUUCAUCGUUGCUUGCCGAUACCAAAAAACAACAAACAAAAUCGACAAGUUUCGACGGUUGGUUGUCGCUUUAAACUUUUGCAAUGUGGGCUUUCCUUGUUACAAGGUAAUACUUUACCUAAAUCACUAGCACGCAACAUACUUCGCGAACGCAUUUAUAGUAACGCAUUAGACUACUUUUGCGGUCCUCCGACCUGUCCAAAUCAAAGCAAAGAGCAGUUAUUGGAUGAUAUAUUAAUACUUUUGAAAUUCUGGCAAACUAUGCGGAGUGAGAAAAAGCAUUUGGUUACUUCAGAAGUGGGAGAUUACGAUAUUGCCACAGCAAAUUCAACUCAAAUGUUAUCUGUUAAACAAAAUCCCGAAACUGCUUCACUUAUAAGUGGUGGCGAAGUUGGUCGUUCAAUGUCGGCAACUGGCACUACUGGUGGUUGGUAUAACACAAUACCACAUUCUACUUCGACACUUUCAAAACGCUCGAAUCGUUCGAAACGACUACCUUAUCAGAAGGACUCAUACGACAAGGAUUAUAUGAAAAAACGUAAUUUAAUACUAGAACUCUUGGCAGUAGAAUUAGAAUUUUUGAUUACUUGGUAUAAUCCAAACAGUUUUCCCGACUUGGCUAUUCCCGGUGAAGAACAAAUCACAGAAUGGCGCGCACGUCCAUACAAAAUGAAUGUUUGGCGUGAUUAUGCACGCUUGGCUUGGUACUAUAAUCCCUCACUUGCAGUAUUCCUACCACAACGUAUUAAAAAUGCCGAAUCAAUUGAAGAAGAAGUAACGCGCUUAGUUUGUUCUGAUCCAGUUGCUGUCUGUCAUAUACCUGAAGCUUUAAAAUAUCUUUGCACCACCAAAAAUUUGUUACAUGAGAGUCCUGAUCUUAUGUAUAUUCUAUCUUGGUCACACGUAAAUCCAAUACAAGCGCUAGCAUAUUUUUCACGUCAAUAUCCUUCGCAUCCUUUAACAGCGCAGUACGCUGUUAAGACUCUAUCUUCAUAUCCAGCUGAAUCUGUACUACCUUACAUACCACAACUUGUGCAAGCUUUACGACACGACACCAUGGGUUAUGUUGCAGAAUUUAUUAAGAAUAUAUCAAAACGUUCACAAAUUGUUGCACAUCAGUUAAUAUGGAACAUGCAAACAAACAUGUACAUGGAUGAAGACCAGCAACAUAAAGAUCCGAAUUUAUAUGAAAGCUUAGAUUUGCUAUCACAAAAUAUAAUUUCCUCUUUCUCUGGUGCGGCAAAACGUUUCUAUGAGCGUGAGUUUGAUUUCUUUGGAAAAAUAACUGCAGUUUCUGGUGAGAUACGCUCUUUUCCAAAGGGUCCAGAACGCAAAAAUGCUUGUUUAGCUGCAUUGAGUCGUAUUAAGGUGCAAUCUGGUUGUUAUCUACCAUCAAACCCAGAAGCUAUGGUUUUAGAUAUUGACUAUAGUAGUGGCACGCCUAUGCAGAGCGCUGCAAAGGCGCCGUACUUAGCUAGAUUUAGGGUACACCGCUGUGGUAUUACAGAACUAGAGACACGUGCAAUGGACGUAUCUAAUAAUCCGCACGCGCAAGAGGAUAAUAAAAUUUCCAUGGGUCUUGAGUGCUGGCAAGCUGCAAUUUUCAAAGUAGGUGAUGAUGUACGACAAGAUAUGUUAGCUCUGCAAGUGAUAACUAUCUUCAAAAAUAUAUUCCAACAAGUUGGUUUAGAUUUAUUCCUAUUCCCCUACAGAGUAGUAGCUACAGCACCUGGUUGUGGAGUAAUUGAAUGUGUACCAAAUGCUAAAUCACGAGACCAACUUGGUCGUCAAACUGAUUCUGGUCUUUAUGAAUACUUUUUGCAUCAAUAUGGAGAUGAAAGUUCAAAAGAAUUCCAAGCAGCGCGGGCCAAUUUUGUGAAAUCUAUGGCAGCCUAUUCAUUAAUUGGUUAUUUGCUACAGAUUAAAGACAGACAUAAUGGCAAUAUAAUGAUUGAUAAAGAUGGACACAUCAUUCAUAUAGAUUUCGGUUUCAUGUUUGAGUCAUCACCUGGUGGCAACAUUGGUUUCGAACCGGAUAUGAAACUUACUGACGAAAUGGUUAUGAUAAUGGGUGGCAAAAUGGAGGCACCACCUUUCAAAUGGUUUUGUGAACUUUGCGUACAGGCCUUCUUAGCUGUACGUCCAUAUCAAGAUGCAAUUGUUUCACUGGUCUCGCUUAUGUUGGAUACUGGUUUGCCAUGUUUCCGUGGACAAACUAUUAAUUUAUUAAAACAACGUUUCGUGUCUACCAAAAAUAAUAAAGAAGCCGCAGCCCAUAUGUUGGCGGUAAUACGUAAUUCAUACCAGAACUUCCGUACCCGUACCUAUGAUAUGAUCCAAUAUUAUCAAAAUCAAAUACCAUACUAAUCAAAUCAAAUCAAAUCAUCUUAUUUAUUGGAAAGUGUUCUAAAUGUAUUAUUAUGUAUUAUAAUUUAUGUUGUAUAUAUUUAGGUUAAAAUUCUGUUAUUAGUGUGAAAGUAUUAAUUUUAAAA
This is a messenger RNA of Teleopsis dalmanni, 6575 nucleotides long. It is a transcript of the gene Pi4KIIIalpha, whose product is annotated as phosphatidylinositol 4-kinase alpha. The transcript is spliced from 13 exons. The record is from RefSeq and is a predicted model, not a curated record. Gene Ontology annotation, molecular function: 1-phosphatidylinositol 4-kinase activity. Gene Ontology annotation, cellular component: cytoplasm; plasma membrane. The coding region runs from base 115 to 6450 and encodes 2111 amino acids. NCBI's taxonomy places the organism in Eukaryota, Metazoa, Arthropoda, Insecta, Diptera, Diopsidae. Gene Ontology annotation, biological process: phosphatidylinositol-mediated signaling; phosphatidylinositol phosphate biosynthetic process.